AUGGUGUGGCUGUUUCGAAAGGCGGGCAGAACAUGUAGGAGGUCUGCCUGGCUGCGAGCUCCCCCCCCGCCUGUCGCUCGCCUAUCUCAGCGCACCCCUCUCCCUUCCAGUAUGACGCCUCUUUCUUUCUUCGUCCUCGUCACCCUUUUGAUCGCAGUUGCUCAUCCUGCUUUUGUUCCAUUGCAUGAGCUUUCUCAAAGCAGAUCUGACUCGGUUGUUCCCGGCUUCGAGGGUGCCUCCCUCAUAAGCAGGGUGGAAAGACAGGGCGACGAGGACCCCGCUCCGCUCGGCAUGCCUCUUGGCGAUCCAGAGCCCGCUCCGGAAUCUAAGGACACCACCGGCGACGAGAAGGACGACGAUGCCACGGACGAUAGCGAACAGGCCGAGGGUGGCAGUGAGAAUCCAGUAGAUGGUGCGGAUUCGAACGCUGCAGACUCGGCUUCGGCUGACUCGGACUCUUCGGGGGCCUCGGAGGAAAAUGCAACCACAGACUCGGGACCGCUGGUAGAGGGUUCUUCAACGAGUGGUAGCGAAGAAGCUGACACAGCUGAUACCAGAGGCGGCGAAGAUGCUUCCACGGACACAGAGACUGGUGACGGAACCACGGAAGACUCAAAAGAGGAUCAGCCGACCACAAAGGAUGGUGAGAGCACGGAGUCAGACGCUGAUGUUGAUGCUGGCCAUACGAUUCCUGCAGGCAAUUUAACCGAGGCCUUUCACGCGUUCACUCUUAACCAAAUGGUUGAGAUUGAUGACGACGAUGCAGGCUUCAAAAUGGUUCCCAUCUUCCAAAAUGGUAGCCUCAUUGGCGCUUUUGAGAGUAACCCCAUGUCAUCGGAUGUUUCUAAUCUUCCUGGAGAUGUUGAUGACGGAGCCUGGUACAAUGACGGCCCGUACGCGGAUCGCAUCUCAUUUCAGUAUACAUAUGAGCUCGACGAAAGUGAUUAUACGAUAUCCAAACCAGUCAUUGCGGUUGAUACAGAGAUGGGCGUGAGUCCUGUAGUACAGGAUGAGCGUAACGAACCGUCUAGCGGUAUUGGCAGUUUCACGGUGAAGUAUAUGUGCAAGCCUGGCGGAGUGGAAAAGUCUUUCGUUUCCCUCCACAUCCAGGUCACGAAAGAGCAUAGUGUGGAUUUUACAUGGAUCAAAGUUUGCGGACACGGGAAAAACAUGCAUCUGGACCUUGGAUUUUUGGGAAGCGAUGACAAGGUUACAUUGUUCAAUGCGGACGGUACAUACGGCACUGAAGAGCAGAACACUUUAGAGGUGGGUCCGCUUCAGCUAAGCACCGCUUUGUCUGCUGAAUUGACACCUCCAGCGUGGCAAUUAGAUUUUCUAGACCCCUACAUUGAAUCAGAUUCCUCCCUGAUAAGUGUUUCGUUGCGCGAUACGAUCAAGGCGGGGACGUUGAACAGCGAUGGCCCGACAAGAUUUUCCGCGCACUAUGAAUGUAUUGAGACAAGUGCCAAGGCAAAGAUUACAUUCACACUGGGGAUUCCGCCGUGGGAUAACGUUACUGCUUCGUGGAGAAAGACGUGUGGAGGAACUACUUCCGAGGCUCUUCUGAUUGGAACGUCAGGCUCAAACUCUUUUGAGGUCAUGCAAGACGGAGAACUCAGCGCAAAAUACAACGUCACGGAGACUACGUCUGUUGAAGAAUCGUACGGGAAGGUCGAGGAAAUUGAAGGCAGCAUGAGUUCUGUGCGGUUUUAUAUCACAAAUAGUGAUGACAUUUCCGAUAUUCACAUACAGACUAUCGCCACGACAAUGUCAAAUCCGGACGUCGUCUCUACUCAUGUGGAUGUUCCCUUUACAGGCUCGAGUUCAUAUCUCUCCGCAAGUGGGGGUGUCGUACCGAGACGCCAAACAAAGUCUUUGAAACUUCGUUUUGCCUGCAAGAAAGUCGGAGAGUCUCUAGUUUUGGUGACGCUUCCCACUCUCAAGUACAAGAACGUGGAAUUUGGAUUCCUUAAGCAUUGUCUUGCUCCCUCCGUGAAGCAUCAUUCAGGAUUUUUACAAACAGCUGGGUCCAUCAUGGGGACACUCUUGUUCCUUGCUGUUGUUGGAGGGAUUGCGGUCUGGGUUUAUAUGCGAAGGAGGCCUCAACCAGUGAAAUAUGCACCAGUAUCAACAUCGGAAACUGUGGGGAAGAUUUUCUUUGGCGCUACUCACAGCAAGAACAACCGUCUGCACUGUUCAAUAUCGUAA
Chondrus crispus (carragheen) is the source of this 2208-nucleotide messenger RNA. RefSeq lists its product as hypothetical. The record is from RefSeq and is a predicted model, not a curated record. The transcript is spliced from 3 exons. The coding region runs from base 1 to 2208 and encodes 735 amino acids. Lineage: Eukaryota; Rhodophyta; Florideophyceae; Gigartinales; Gigartinaceae.